GAAAGAAGUGCCAUACAUACUCACUUCUUUAGUCAGGUAUUCGAGCCACUGGAUACAGAAUGGUUGGGGGUAGCUCACAAAGACAAAGAACGACCAGUACAGAUAAGGCCCUCAUGUUGCCGAAGGUAUUACGGAAACCUGGUCCACUGCUGGAGGUCACAAUGACUAGAUUUACGUAGCCUAUGCCCUCGAAAUUCCGGGCAACAAUAAAUUACGGCAAUGGACCUUUCUACAUGGUCACAUCGUCGACAUGUCACUGCCUAGGCCUAAGCUUUGAGUCUGUCGUGGAAUCGUUCAUGAUAGGCAACAUCGUGGUUGACGAGGACGAGCAAGCAGCUUGGGCCUGCUUGGGCUUGUUCUUACUAGAAUUAGUAGAGAUAACCUUAACUUGGUAAGUAAAUAAUAGUAAAUUACAGCCAUAGAUAUUUCUCAUUUACGACUGACAUGUACAUUCAACUUAAACUCAUCCACAACAUUCCUAUCCUUUGUAAAUCUUUCGGGAGUACUCUUGCAGUCGGAGGUAGAACGUAUCAUCUGGUCUGUAGCUCUAGUCAUAACUUCUCUUGCUGCAGGGCAUCCAAGCGACAGGAGCGACCAUUUCAACCUUAGAAGCCUAUACACCAUCUGUUGGCCCUUCUGCUAAUGACCGAGCCAAAUACGAGUGGAGACUUACCGAAACGCAUAUUUGGGCAUCGACAAACUGCUCUUGAUGAUGACGGAUUGCCUCCCCAGAUGUCACGAAGAUCUUCAGUACCCGCAGGGACCUCCAUGUCUCGCGGCCAUAGACCAAGUUUCCUCAAUAGAUGGCAGAAUACAGGUGGGGAGGACGGUGAUGGGUUAGACUCGCCAAAGCCUCCAAUACCAAGUGCACUUCAGCCACCGCCCGAAGUGUACGCGACUCCCUUGCCCAUGUUGUCUAUGAUUGUUUUGUCAAUAACUAUGCUUGGCGAGUUCCUAUCGGCCAAUGUUUCUGCACCAUUCCUGUUAUUCAUGGUGGAAGGAUUCAAUCAGUUUUCGGAUGAGGCUGAUGUCGGAUACUGGACCGGUAUCCUCGCAUCAACAUUCUUUCUUACGCAAUUCCUCACUUCUCUGCUCUGGGCUACUGUAGCUGCCAAGCAUGGUGCCAGAAUUGUCCUCUUUGUAUCCUUGCUGGGCAGUGCCAUUACCUGUUGCCUGUUCGGAACAUCUACAUCGCUCCGGGAGGCCAUGGUCAUCCGUUUGAUGCAGGGUGUGUUCGCUGGCGCGAUCGGUGUCGCUCGUGGUUCCGUUACUUCUGUGACAGACCAAAGUAAUGAAGGCAGAGCAUACGCCAUCCUUGGGUUCUGCUGGGGCUUCGGAGGUGUCUCCGGGGCAAUUGUAGGGGGAACCUUCGAGAACCCAGCGAAGAAAUGGCCUGGCGCAUUUGCCCAUGUACCGAUAUUCAUAAAGUAUCCGUAUUUGCUUCCAUGCGCAGUCGCUGCUUCCAUCACUUUCACAGGCUCUAUUCUCUGCUUGUUCCUUGGACCGGAUUGCGGUCCUCGUGAGGGUGCCAUCCGUUUGCCUGCAGAGAAAAUCGCAUCUACAACGAUACCCGAGGAAGAAUCAAGACCUACAACACCGGUUCCCUUUUCUGAUUCGCAAGAAGAGCGAGGGUUAGUGAAGAAGAUAUCCAGGAAGUUCUCGGGAAUCUUUGCCCGACGCGUCCUAGACGCACACAGAGACGAGGAAUCCACCCCACCUGUUGCUCUCGCUCCAACGCCAGCCAAAGCAAGGACAUUCUCAAGAACGAGUCGCGCUGAUGGAUCUGCAUAUGGGUACAGCGGCAGCUUUAGGAAUCGACUUGCCAGUAAUGUCAGUGCUCGUGCGCGAAGAGGAAGCAUGGCUUUUCGCAGAAGAGAUAGCAACGUCCAUGGUGGAGGCGAUGGUUAUGGGCUCUCAUCCAGCGUUGCUACUGGUAGCGAGCUGAACUUUGCCCAAAGACUACUCAUGGCAAAUGAGAACGCGGUUACGAAUAUCGCCGAUCUCUGGGUUGCAGCUGCUAUAAACGUCGACAAUGAGAACCCUUUCGAUUCGGAAGAUGAAAUGGAGGAUGAAGAUAACGUGCCGGAGGCUUGGACUGGCGAAGAACUCGAUGAGAGCGAUGUCUUUGGGGGACCCACCGCUGCUCGUGCAAACCGGUUUAGUCGACGAGAUUCUGUAGCCACUGUGCGGUCGGGGCGACCUUCCUUUGGUGGCUCGGGAUUGCGUCCCCCAUUAGGUUCACCACGACGACUGUCAACCUCUCAACGCCGCGUCCCAUCCGUUCGCCAUGUCUCUUCUGCAUUAUCCGUUGGUGACGAUCUUCCAUCACUUCAUCGUCGUCCUUCCGUCACAGUUCCACCAAUCUUCUCCCAUGUCGGUGUUCGGACUCCGCCUGCGGUUUUGGAGGCCCAGCAGUUGCUCGAUAUGGCCGAUGAGGAAGAGGGCGGGGAAGGUCUUGCUCCAAUUCAAGAAUCUAGACCGCUCACUCAAACAUCUGAAACGAGUGACGUGUUUUUGGAGAAAGAACCUUCAUUGAUGUCCCAGUUACCACUACUGGUGAUCAUUCAGUAUGGUUUGUUGGCUCUGCACUCGACGACUCAUGAUCAAGUGUUCUAUCUUUAUCUCGUAUCGAAAUAUCCGUCUGGCGGUCUCAAUUUAAAUGCUGGACACUUCUCUCAACUUAUUGCCCUAAUGUGCCUCGCCCAGAUUGUAUACCAGUUCUACUUCUACCCUAAUAUUGGACCACCUAGAGGCCGAUUCUCUCAUCUAUCCAUGUUCCGCAUCGGUUCCCUACUAUUCAUACCCUCCUAUCUGACUGUCACGAUGUAUCGAGUUUUCGCAAGUGCCUCCGACGAUGGAAAUCUCAUCCUCAUGGCUUCACUGGCCGUCAGCACUGCUGUCAGGUUCUGCGGCUCUACGUUUUCCUAUACUGCGAUCUCCGUCCUACUCAACUACAUGUCACCUCCCCACGUCGUUGGAUAUGCCAACGGUAUUGCACAAAGUAUCGUCAGUUUGGCACGGUUCUUUGGUCCUAUUCUUGGCGGUCUGCUCUGGUCUACCAGUGUACAGGACAACCCCAGUGGGUACGCUGUUGGAUUUUUCGUCUGUUCGGGGGCAUGUGCCCUCGCUGUAGCCCAUAGUUUCUUCAUCCGAUGAAUUCACAAUAUCCACGACCUUUGUUCUUGUUCUAAUACUCUUUUGUAUUGGCUUGUGAUAGUAAUGUAAUAAGACCCGGACCUGUUUUGUAUACCGUAAAUACCAUGUUCACGUUGGGAGAUGCUGCAACACUGCCUUGGAGCAAGAUAAUAACAUUGAACAAUAAGGUACAACGAAU
Messenger RNA from Somion occarium, 3334 nucleotides. Lineage: Eukaryota; Fungi; Basidiomycota; Agaricomycetes; Polyporales; Cerrenaceae. The record is from the annotation of a GenBank genome assembly.